AUGCCGACGACGAGCGCAAACGCCCCUCGCCCCAGGCUCAGCUACCGGCGGGCCAACUUUGGCGCGGGCGAGUUUCGCCUGUUGGAAGUUCAACGGGCUUCCAACAUCGAUGACCGCAUCGUCUGCCGAGUCAUCACUGCUAACUUGAAGGAAGACAUCGAGUUUAUCGCCCUCUCGUCGCUAUACGGUGAUACAACCAUUAGCGAGUUCAUCUACAUCGACAACCAGCGCAUCCCGAUCCCCGAAAACAUUGCCUCCGGCAUGCGACACGUACGGGCCGUUUUCUUGCCCGAACCAGAUAACUCGAAGACGGACGUGAACGGCAAGGUUAAGAAUGAGAAGAAGCCGGGCGGUACGCCGCGAUGGCUCGUCCACGCACUACGAUUGUUCCGACCAAUGUUCGAUGAUCACUCUCAGGGACGACCGCUCCGCAUUUGGUUUGAUGCUCUGUGCAUCGAUCACAACAAUGCCAAGGAGACCCAGCACCAGCUCGUCCACAUGACGCAGGUUUAUCGCAAGGCCAAGAUCGUUGUGGGCUGGCUCGGACCGGCCGACAAAGACUCAGAGAUCGCUGUCGACACCAUCAAGGUCAUCAACGAGAUCAUACCCCCCAACUGGGGCGACGAGGAGGACAAGAAGAUCAACCCCCAAAACUACUCGCCGCAGCAUGAAUGGAUGAAGGCUCUUGCGCAGUUCUGGGCCGAGCCCGAGACCACGGAGGAGGCGGUGACCCGCCCGGAUGGUGUACCCAACAAUUAUCAUUGGAUUGCCUGCAGGCAGUUCCUCUCCCGUGACUACUUCAACAGACACUGGAUCCUGACGGAGAUGGGAAGAGCCAAACAUCCAACCUUCUUGGCUGGGACCAAGAUUCUGGGCUGGAAGCACAUCCUGCGAUUGACUGCCCUCUUCCAGGAACUCAGGGACAAGCCGAGCAACGUCGUGCCGCCCCAUCUGGUUGCUGCACUACAUCAAUUUCCCCUCGGAGUCGUGUAUGACUUCUUGGCAGAUUUCGAUCAGAGGCACAAGGCUGAGAAGCUGGAGAGGCUGCAAAACACGCAGCGCUCCGACAACACCCAGUUCACCAGCAGCUCUGAGACAUACACAUAG
Clonostachys rhizophaga is the source of this 1107-nucleotide messenger RNA. The record is from the annotation of a GenBank genome assembly. Lineage: Eukaryota; Fungi; Ascomycota; Sordariomycetes; Hypocreales; Bionectriaceae.